Staurois parvus is the source of this 352-nucleotide messenger RNA. NCBI's taxonomy places the organism in Eukaryota, Metazoa, Chordata, Amphibia, Anura, Ranidae. The record is from the annotation of a GenBank genome assembly.
CUCAGUUUUGGUAUUAAUAUUUCUUCAUAUUUUUUAUAGUAUCUUACCGUGUAUCCAUCGGGUCCUGGGCUUUUCCCAACUAUAGUACUUUUUAAUGCUAUAUGUAUUUCUUCUUGUGUUAUUUCUAUUUCCAGAUUUUAAUUGUUCAUCACUUAAUUUCGAUAAUCCCGCCUUUUUUUAUAUAUGUCUGUCAUCUUUCUAUUUUUCUUACUUCAUCUUCUCCUUUGGUACCAUGGGGCAUAAUAUUGUAUAACUUAUUAUAAUAUUCUUUAAACACUUUUGCUAUAUCUUUAGUUGAGUACACUAGUUCUCCUUUAUCAUCUCUUAUUUUCUCUAUAUAAUUCCUAGAUUU